UUGUUAUACGGCAUGCUCUCUGAGACUCUGACAUAAUCCGUGUAUGAGUCCAAUAUAACGUUUCCUAGUUGUAUCAUUGAGUGGAUCGUGUUUAGCCAGUCCGCUACAUUGACACUGUUCUGUCAAACUGAUACUUCGUGAACGUAGAUGUCGUGAUUCGCUUCGAUGAAUCGUCUGGAGUUCCGCUGAACUGUGAAGUCACGUCGCUCAUUGGCCAGUAUUAGUUCCUUUUGACUACUUCGGCUUCUGCUAUUGGCUGAGCCGCAGUCAGCCUGCCCGUGGACCCGCCUCAUCCCAACAAAACGGACAGAUUCUGAUUGAUAAUUUAAAGGCAGUCUUUCUGUUCAUCCUUCCAGUGCGCGUCUCCACCGUUUUUACACAAAGUGUUUCAGCCAGCCAGUCUUACCGCACGACCCAAGCGGACACCAAGCUCCCAGCGGUACCGGGUGAAGCCUCGGUGGCGUGAAGGCAGGUGUUGAGGACUGUCUUUCUCUCUCUGUCUCAUUCUGUUGUUCUGAGUCAUGGCGUCCUCCCUGCUCAGCAGGCAGCUGGUCCUCUCCCUCCAGCAGAACCUCAGGCUCACUGCACCAGGCUGCAGGUAUGUGAGUAAGGCAGCAGCUAAGACUCAGUUGGAGUUUGAAUACAAUGGGCCGUCCAUGAAGACCGAGGUCCCAGGACCCCGUUCCAAGGAGCUGACCAAACAGUUGGGAGAGAUGCAGAACGUGGGCGCAAUCAAUUUCUUCUGUAACUAUGAGGAGAGCAGAGGAAACUACCUGGUGGACGUGGACGGAAACCGCAUGCUGGACGUCUACACACAGAUCUCCUCUAUUCCUAUUGGAUACAACCAUCCCUCACUCAUUAAAGUGAUGUCCAACCCCAACAAUAUGAGUGCGUUUGUGAACAGGCCAGCUCUUGGGAUCAUGCCACCCGAGAACUUUCCGGAAAAGCUGGCAGAAAGCCUUCUCUCAGUUGCUCCUAGUGGUAUGAGCCGUGUUCAGACCAUGGCCUGUGGAUCCUGCUCCAAUGAGAAUGCAUAUAAAGCCAUGUUCAUCUGGUACAGAAAUAAGGAGAGAGGCCACAACAUCCCCUCUGAUGAAGACAUGAGCUCCUGUAUGAUCAACCAGAGUCCUGGCUGUCCAGACUUAAGCAUCCUGUCAUUUAUGGGUGGAUUUCAUGGCAGAACAAUGGGUUGCUUGGCAACGACGCACUCCAAGGCCAUCCACAAGCUGGAUGUGCCGUCAUUUGAUUGGCCGAUCGCUCCCUUCCCUAAACUGAAGUACCCUCUGGAGGAGUUCACACGGGAGAACGCACAGGAAGAGGCCCGCUGCCUGGAGGAGGUAGAGGACCUGAUAGUUCAGUGGCGUCAGAAGGGCCGGCCGGUGGCUGGGAUAGUGAUAGAACCCAUCCAGGCUGAGGGAGGAGACAACCACGCAACACCGGACUUCUUCAAGAAGCUACGGAACAUCGCACGCAAGCAUGGCAGCGCGUUCCAUGUGGAUGAGGUGCAGACAGGGGGAGGAACUACGGGGAAGUUCUGGGCUCAUGAACACUGGGGGAUGGACGACCCUGCUGACAUCGUCUCCUUCAGCAAGAAGAUGCUCACUGGAGGUUUUUACCAUAAAGACGAGCUGCAGGCAGACAAGGCCUACCGUAUCUUCAACACGUGGAUGGGGGACCCGUCUAAGAACCUGUUCCUGGCUGAGGUUCUGAACGUGAUCCGCCGAGAGAACCUUCUGGAGGAGGUGACCCGCUCUGGAAAGACUCUGCUACAGGGACUCUACCAACUACAGGACCAGUACCCUAACCUGUUGAGCAGUGCACGGGGACAGGGGACAUUCUGUGCCAUCGACAUCCGUGAUGACGCCACACGCAACAGCAUCAUCCUCAAAGCCCGGGACAAGGGUGUUCUGCUGGGUGGCUGUGGAGAUCGGUCCAUCCGGUUCCGCCCUGCUCUGGUGUUUAAAGAGCACCAUGUUCACAUGUUCCUGAACGUGUUCAGCGACGUCCUGGCAGAACACAACUAGAACGCUGCCCCCCGGUACCGUCCGUCCACACUGGACUGGGGCCAAAACACCAACAUAGGGCCGAGACCAACUGGGGACGCGGUGUAGGAGAGAGGGAAGCACGAGAGUCUUAACCUAUAACAGAGGUUCACACAGUAACACAUACACCUAAAAGGGAUGCUAUGGGAUUUUGGCAAUGAAGCCCUUUUUUUUUUCUCUCCUUCCCCAAAGUCAGAUGAUACUCGUGGAUACCAUUUUUUUUAAUGUUAUCUGUGUGCUGUUUGAAAGAAGUUGCCAACUAGCGCUAGCGCAAAUGCUAACUAGCGCUAGCGCAAAUGCUAACUAGCGCUAGCGCAAAUGCUAACUAGCGCUAGUGCAAUGACUGGAAACGUUGGCUCGUGAAACUACCUCUAACUUCCUUCAACCUGGACAAGGAGACAUACAACUGGUAUCCGGGAGUUCAUCUGACUCUGGGGAAUUAGAUAAAGGGACACAGAGACAUAAAACUGGAAUCCAGGAGUUUAUCUGACUCUGGGGAAGUAGAUAAAGGGCCUCGCUGCCACAAUCCCGAAGUAUCCCUUCAACACAUACUCAAACACACACACUUGAAUUUGUCCCAUUGCUCACGUGGCAGUCCUAGCAUUCCUCAUGUCCCAGUAAUGUCCUAAUGAUACGCCUGCAAAAAGGCACAAAGCACAAAACAUAGUCUUAUUUUAGGUCAUAUCACACAAACCCUCCAACUCCCUAACAGAUGAAGAAGGCACAGCGAGAUAUUUC
Messenger RNA from Oncorhynchus mykiss (rainbow trout), 2780 nucleotides. The record is from RefSeq and is a predicted model, not a curated record. Lineage: Eukaryota; Metazoa; Chordata; Actinopteri; Salmoniformes; Salmonidae.